AUGUCUGAAGCAACCUCCAAUAAGGCCGUGAUCACUUUGAGUCCUCGUGAGACCGAGAUUCUCGUCGUUGCCCUCCAGAAUGUCAAAGGUGGCGAUCUCCAGAUCGACUACCCUGCAAUGGCCACUGGUAUCGGUGUCAAGGAUGCACGAUCGGCCUGCGCACGCUGGAGUGAAGUCAAAAAGAAGCUCUCACUCGGUGGUAAGCUCACUCCAGCUACUGCUGGCGAGCCAUCUGCCCCAAAAGCAAGAACUCCACGAAAGCCCAAAGAUCCCAAUGCUACGGCCAAAUCAACCAAGAGAACCCCCAAGUCUGUAGCUGCUGCGAAGGAAGACGAUGUCGAGGACCCUGCUGAUGAACCUGCGUCACCCACCCCUGGAGAUGCUGAGAUGAAUGAAGAAGAAACUCCAGCUACACCAACCACUCCCAAGGCCGCCGAGACUCCGGCUCAAACCUCAACUGGCAAGAAGCGUGUCCGUAAGACCAAAGCGCAGAAAGAAGCCGAAGCUGCUGCCAAUGGCGAAAAUGCUGGUGACGACGAGGAAGAGAAGCCAGCCAAGAAGCCUCGCAAGACUCCCGUCAAGAAGAAGACUGGUGCCGCUGCCGCUGCCGCCGAUGCUGCGGGCGAAGAAAAUGCCGAAGAAGCCACGCCUUCCAAGGCAAAGAAGCCGGCUGCACGCAAACCAGUUGCCAAAAAAGGGGCUGCCACCGCCGAACCAGCAACCGAACAAGAACCAGACCCGGCUGCCCUGGCUUCUGCUGCGGAAGAAAAGGCCAAGAAGGAGAAGAUAGCUGCCGAUGCUGCCUUGGCGAAUAAUGUUCUGACUGGCAAGGUGGUGGCUACCAAGACUGGAACUGUAGCAAUCCCGGCCGUUGGCGCUGCUGAUGAUGGUCCUACUACUCCCGACGAAGAGGACGAAGCUGUGGUCAUCGAAGACGCUGGCGAGGUUGCUGGAUCCGAGACUGUGGCUGUCAUUCAGACCGAGAUUGUUGUUCCUGCGUCUGCCUAGACAUAGCCAGCAUCCGGCAUGUUGGUUGCAAAUCAUCGCGCCAUCCACAAGGCACAAUCUUGGAGAGUUUCACUUGGUCAACGGACUGGACAAAGAGAGAUUGGAUCAGAUAUGCGCUGUCUUUUUUUCUUUCUCGAGGGCUGUUUCAUAAAAUGGAUAUCAACAGAUAGUCAGACAUGGAGAACGAAUGCAUGGUCAAUGCCUGAGAGCCAGGAGUUGUGGCAUGGCAUGGCAUUGAAUUGAGGAAAAUGAGCCCGAGUUGAGAG
This is a messenger RNA of Exophiala xenobiotica, 1274 nucleotides long. RefSeq lists its product as uncharacterized. The record is from RefSeq and is a predicted model, not a curated record. The transcript is spliced from 4 exons. Bases 1 to 1008 code for a protein of 335 amino acids. Lineage: Eukaryota; Fungi; Ascomycota; Eurotiomycetes; Chaetothyriales; Herpotrichiellaceae.